Cladocopium goreaui is the source of this 1156-nucleotide messenger RNA. The record is from the annotation of a GenBank genome assembly. NCBI's taxonomy places the organism in Eukaryota, Dinophyceae, Suessiales, Symbiodiniaceae.
ACAGACGUCGGACCAUAGGACUCUUAUUUGGCCUCCCAGAGCGAUGCCACCUCGAAAGUUCAAGACCGACCACCGUCGUGGUGGAGGGGCCAGCAGCAAGCACGUCUCCAGCUUUGAUGAAGUGAAGGCAAGGAAUGCCGGAGAAGAAUCCGCCUAUGACAAGGCCAGGGCAGCCCGAGCCGGAAAAGCAAAAGAAGAGGAAGAGGAGGCAUCUGAAGAAGAAAAGCCUGUCCGCAAGCCACAACGGGCUGAUGUAUUCGGAGAGGUUUGCAAUCUGAAUGCAGCAGGAUAUGCCCAUGUGGACAAGCAUGGAGUGGAAUUGACUCGUAAGCAAAGAGAAGAGCUGGAGAAGCAAGCAGCAAGACGACGGUAUGAAGAACUCCACAAGGCCGGCAAGACUGCAGAAGCGCAAGCUGACUUGAAACGAUUGGAAGAGGUUAAGAAGCGCAGAGAGGAGGCUGCCAAGAAAAAGGCCGAGGAAGCUGCAAAGCCACCACCGGAGGAGGAUGCCAAAGCAAUAGGUAGGGCUGCGCUGAUGAAGAAUCUGAAGGCAGUGAUGGGAAAAGACAAUGAUGACAAGGAAUCGAAGGAAACCAAAGAGGCAGUGCCGGCAGCUGCCAAAGGCAGCGAGGAGAAAGAAGCUUCAAUGGAUUCCAAGGAGGAGGCUGGUCCAAAGAAGCAGACCAUCAAUGGAGCUGACAUUGCUGAUGUCUACUCCUUCGUGGCAACAGAGCAGAAGGUCAAAGAAGAGGGCGGCAGAUUUGAGGCUACUGACGGUUCAAUCGAGGCUUGCCGAGCUGCUGAGGCUGACUUCAUGUGAGCCUUGCCUCGAUCUGUGAGAAAACUUAGAUUAUAUAAAGCCAAAUGAACAAUCACAGGACUAGUCAUGUCCGCUUUUUCCAGCUCAGAGUCUUUGGAUAUGCCAAUGUAGUCUCGAAUGGUCUCGAAUGGUCUCGAAUGGUCUCGAAUGGUCUCGAAUGGUCUCGAAUGGUCUCGAAUGGUCUCGAAUGGUCUCGAAUCGCACCGACACGUCGCUGGUAACCUUGUAAAGCCUUUAUGCAUCGGGGAGAACAGUCCCGUGCGUGUAGGUCCAGGCCCAGUGUACAGAUGAGCCUCAAAGCAAACGAGAACGUGUCGCAAAAAUGUCUUUCAAAAA